Molecule: messenger RNA, 1563 nt
Organism: Meloidogyne enterolobii
Lineage: Eukaryota; Metazoa; Nematoda; Chromadorea; Rhabditida; Meloidogynidae
Source: the annotation of a GenBank genome assembly
AUGAUUAUGUACUUUACUAUUUUAUUGUUUUUAUUUUACAUUUUAGAGCUUAAAAAUUCUUUAAAAAUGCCAGCACAGGACGAAAUUUUUCGAAAUAUUCGCGUAGUUGCCCAAGGUUUGGAUGCAUUGCGAGAUGAACAUGAAGCAAUAAAAAACAAGCUGACUGGUGGUCUUGAUCUGCUUACACCGGAUGAGCGUCAGUUGAUUGACGAGAAAACAUCAAUUGUUGAUAGGAAUUUGGAGAAUAUACUUUUAGGGGUUGAGGAGGCUCAGGUCAUGGUUGCACUUGCUUCACAUUUUCAAAAUUUGGAGGCUGACAAACAAAAGUAUAAAGCUCAAGUUCGUCGUCUAUGUCAAGAAAAUGCGUGGAUUCGUGAUGAGAACAUUGCGCAAUUGGAAGAAGAAAACAAGCACCUGAAAUUCAUGAAUAGCAUCAAGAAAUUUGAUGAGGAUUUGCCGGAACUUGCUGACAAGGAAGGGGAUCAAGCUGAACAGCAACGUCCUGCAAGCGAUGUCCAUAAUUCAACAUUGCAGGAACUUGGUUUUGGUGAUGAGGAGGAGGAUUUGCAAAAUACAAGUGGUCAAUAUUCAAUGCCAACUCCGGCAAAUGCAAUGGCUGCGAGUGCAACUGCUGGCUAUGAUAUACCACAACGACUAAAAACACUUCAUAAUCUUGUUAUCACUUAUGCGGCACAGGGACGCUAUGAAGUUGCUGUUCCACUCUGUAAGCAAGCAUUGGAAGAUUUGGAAAAGAAUAAUGGACAUGAUCAUCCGGAUGUCGCUACGUAUUUUUUAUUGCUAAAUUUGACAGUUUAUUUUUUAAGUAUGUUGAACAUUCUUGCUCUUGUUUACCGUGAUCAGCGUAAAUAUAAAGAAGCGGCUUCUUUAUUGAAUGAAGCAUUGGCUAUUCGUGAGCGUUGUCUAGGGGAAGACCAUCCUGCGGUUGCGGCCACUCUUAACAAUUUGGCUGUUCUUCACGGGAAGCGUGGAAAGUACAAAGAUGCGGAGCCUUUAUGUAAGAGGGCAUUGGAGAUUCGUGAGAAAGUGCUUGGUGCUGAUCAUCCGGAUGUUGCAAAGCAAUUGAAUAAUUUAGCAUUGAUUUAUCAAAAUCAGGGUCUUUACGAUGAAGUUGAAAAGUACUACAAACGCGCACUGAAAAUUUAUGAGGCAAAAUUUGGUCAAGAUGAUCAAAAUGUAGCGAAAACUAUGAACAAUCUUUCUUCUGCUUAUCUAAAGCAGGGAAAAUACAAGGAAGCUGAGUUAUUGUACAAGCAAAUUCUAACGCGCGCCCAUGAACGUCAAUAUGGAGAGACUAGCAACGACAAUAAGUCUAUUUGGCAAAUUGCUGAGGACCGUGAAAAUACUAAAAAUCAACAUGCAGAUAGUGGAAUUUAUCAUGAAAAUAUUCAGGAUGCAAUGAUGAAAGUCGAUAAUCCAACUGUAACUACUACAUUAAAAAAUCUUGGAGCACUCUAUCGACGUCAAGGCAAAUAUCAAGCUGCUGAAACUCUUGAGGAUGCUGCUUUGCGUGCUAAAAAACAGGUAUUUUCUUACAAACAUUAA